Molecule: messenger RNA, 1058 nt
Organism: Ctenocephalides felis (cat flea)
Lineage: Eukaryota; Metazoa; Arthropoda; Insecta; Siphonaptera; Pulicidae
Product: ester hydrolase C11orf54 homolog
Cellular component (GO): nucleus
Molecular function (GO): hydrolase activity, acting on ester bonds; zinc ion binding
Source: RefSeq, a predicted model, not a curated record
UUCUUGGGUCACUUGUUGCUGCAUCACACCUUAAUAAUUAUUCAUAUUAUGGAAACUCUUAAAUUCUCUGAUUUAAAAUAUGAAGAAAAAGAUCUUCAUAUACCAUCUCUUCAGGAGGUCAAAGAAGUUCUAUCUGGAAAGUUACCUAACAAUUUCACUCAUGUCUCUGUUGAUAUAGUUGAGUGCCCUGAUUUAACGCAAAAACCAUUUUGUCUCGCUGCACCAGGUUUGAGUGGAAAUCCUAAUUUACUCGAACUAGGUGGGGCUCCUUAUCUCUUACCACUUGUUCAAAGAGAAAAAAUAUAUGAUAUAAAAAACAUUGCUAAGUCUUUGGACUUGAGUCCGGUUUUAGCUAUAGGAGCUGGUGCAGGACCAUGGCCAUAUGCUGGUGUAUGUUGUGAGGGUAUUUUCAAUAUGCACCUAGCAUCUGACUACCUUGAAAACAAAACACACAUAGCUACUGUUAACAUGGAAAAUGGUGCAUUAUUAGGAAAUCUCUUUCUGUCUGAAGGACAUGCCGGAUCUGUAUUGCGUGUCCAUUGUGCAACUAGACAUGGACCUAAAGAUUUUAUUGCAAGCAUCAGGACAGCUUUGAGUGAACAUUAUGGAGACCAAGUUGUGUUUCAUAUUUCUUUUCUAGGUCUUGGAGGAACUUUUCUUUUAAAGCAAGGCCGUGCCAGGCAGCAUGUUAUGACAGAUUUUUCUGAAACUACUCCUAUUUAUACUGAAGAACAACUAAAUGCAUGGUUAAGAUUCUUUCAAAUGGAGGCUCCUUUAGUGGCAGUUGGCACCUUGGUUACUGCAGUCACAGAUCUUGAUUUAAGAGUUCAGCACUUUCACAGCUUCAGCGACCAUGGUCUGGGUGGUCAUUAUCACAUUGAUACUACUCCUGAUUCUGUGGAGUAUCUGGGAUAUUUCAAUGUUGCUAAAAAAAUCAUGAGGCUGGAUAGACCUGAAAAAACUCACAUGUUUGGAAGGGAUUGAUUAGUAGAAUUCAUUGAUGAAAAUUGGUAUGAGAACAACAUUGUGAUUAUCAACACAGGUAUAACUAAUUUACU